CGAAGCAUCACAAGAAGAUUCAGGUCGCGGAGCCAGCGCCGCAAUUAUUACUGCGCUCACCUGUGCUUCGUAGACAACCGCCAGCGUCGCAGACACGUCGUAGAGGCACGCGCUGGCCAAUCGGCGGUGGCACAGCGACCCAAUCAAACCGUCGAAAGUGGAUCUUGAGCAGGCGUGCGUAACGCGUUGGCGGGUCGUGGCGGCCCGCGUGCUACUUGCGCGUCAACGGCUCGGCAACGUGUUAUGGACAUGGUCUUCUGCCGCUGCAACCGGUGCCGCCGAACCUUACUGCGGCGGUCGUCACGUUGUCCACAGCCUCGUGUUUAUGACCGUGCUUGGUCGUCGCGCUGGACAAGGCCGGAAUGCACCAGAGCCAUGGCGCCACGUAGCACUUUGUAAAUUUCAACAUUUUUGAGCGGCGUCAACAACGCAGCGGUGGUCACCGCCAUGGUUGACUACGCGUGCGGGCCGCGGGCCGCGACAGAGUGGCCCACAAGAAUCAUUCUACGGCUCGCACGCCCGCCGUUCGAUUGCGUCUGAGCCUGACGAUCACCGCCGAGAUUUUUGGCUUCGAAAGCUGCUUUCGCAAUCACUUGUUCUCACCAACAUGCCAUCCGGUAUGAGGCACGGCGCCUCCUGCGGGCUCGCAUGCCGAUCCUCUCUCGUGACAAGUACUAAUUGGUUGCAGUUUACAUCGAGUAGCCCUCUGAGUAGCGCUUGGUUCGUCGUAGCGCCUAUGCUUGCGAUCACCAAAUGUACACUAUUUAUAUCGAGCACUAUGAACACUAAUUCAAGAAUUCGUCAACCGACGGUCUCUGCCCCGGGGUCCAGUAUAUAUUUUUGUCAUAAUUAAUGUCGACUCUGUAUUUGUAUGUAAAAUAAUGAAAAUAAAAAAUGGUCUGCGAGUCGCCGACUUUGAGCGCAACAGAAACGACAAAAUUCAUUGCUUGCGAUGGAAGCCGCGGUCCUCGGGAGCAUGAGCCGCCUCAGCGACUCGGUCUCGCUGUACGUCAAGGACGCCUUCUGGGUCUUCGUCGUCUUCAUGGUCUGCUGCCUCGGCGAGCUCAGCAUCCCGAUCUUGCUCGUCAUCGUGUACAUCUUCCACCGACACGUCAUCCACCAGCGCCACCGCCGGUGGCUCGACCUGCCCGAAGCUUGCCGCGACGAGAUUCUCGCCAUCACCGCCACCGUCUCGCCGCGUCCGCCCGACAUGACCAACGACCUCGAGUGGUUUGGCCAAAGCGAGCACUUUACGGCGAGCCUCCACGCGACGAUGGCCAACCUCCGGGCCAACAACCCACGCAUGCCCUUUGCCCGCGACUUCUUCUCGGCCUUUGACAACGCCGUCUCGGCAGAGACAAUGGCGUACGCCCAAUGGAACCUCCUCCGGACCACCGACCGCUAUCUCGGGUUCCAAGACACCAAGGUCAAGGUCGAGGUGAUGGUGCAGCAUUACCAGAGUCAGAAGCAGGCGUUCGAAGAGCAGGUUCAGGCCAAGCGGGAGGCGCUGCGCCUUCGCCUUCGCCGCGAGCUCAAGUGGAAGCGCCUGCCCGAGGACGACUGGGAAGAAGACAAAGGCAACUGGUUCAAGAAGGUCUGGAAGCUAUGGGCACCGCCCAAGCCGCCCAAGGCCGAGCCUACUCACGCCCCCGUCGUUGCAAGUGACGACGACGCGUGCUGCAUCUGCCUUGAAGAGUACGACGGCUCCAAGGAGCUCAUCCAAGCCAAAUGCGCCCACAUCUUCCACGAAGACUGCCUCCUCGAGUGGCUGCGUCAAAACUCGACCAACAAAUGCCCAUACUGCCGCGCCCCCAUUCUCAAGCCCACGUUUCUCCAGCAGUUCUUCCAGUAGCGUGAGAGAAUGUAGCCGCAUCUUUAACUUAUCAAACUUGUAUAUCUUUUCUCUCGGCCUUUCCA
Molecule: messenger RNA, 1917 nt
Organism: Saprolegnia diclina VS20
Lineage: Eukaryota; Oomycota; Saprolegniomycetes; Saprolegniales; Saprolegniaceae
Exons: 1
Coding region: 953-1852 (299 amino acids)
Source: RefSeq, a predicted model, not a curated record